AUGGCAUCAUCACGAUGGUGGCUCUAUGUGCAGGCCGUCUUUUGGCGGUUCCUGAUGCGUAUCGGCAUGUUUUUACACGAGAUUGGGCCACCUCGGCCCCCUCGACCGUUGUUUACCCGCACCGUCACCUCCGACGACACUCCAUGUCCCCCCGUUGUCCUUCACUUCUACUGUCCCCCAAACUAUCAUGAGCAGCGACGCCGGGGUCAUCGCUUUCCGGUCGCGGUCAAUUUUCACGGUGGUGGCUUUACUCUCGGCGCUGCCACGGACGAUGCUCGUUGGGCAAAGGCCGUCCUGGACAAUGUUGGAGCCGUCAUGGUGAGUGUCAGCUACCGACGCGCCCCGGAGCAUCCCUUCCCUGCAGCUGUAGACGACGGCGUCGAGGCACUGUUAUAUCUAGCCAGAAAUGCGGGCGAAUUGGGAUUGGAUGUGAGCCGUGUAGCACUGAGCGGGUUCUCGGCAGGCGGCAACCUGGCCGUUACAGUGCCGUUACGGCUCCGCGGCCGUGUAUCAACGGAAGUAAAAGAACAUCUAGGCCGGGCAGAUUCAACGCAGAAUUUGCUCAACCAGGUCCAUGACCUCAACAUCGUUGCUCUGUUUUGUUGGUACCCGAUUCUGGAUUUCCAAGAAUCUCGCGACCACCGCCGCGCUAUGAGUUUGAUGCCGGACAAGACUCUCCCGGCCUUUUUCACCAAUCUCUUCGACGAGUCCUAUCUCCCUGAUUUGAAAGAACGAGCCUCUCCCUUUGCCUCUCCCGUCCGCGCAUCCGAUCGCAUCCUGUCCGAGGCCCUUCCCCGCGAUGUCUUCUUGUUCAUCUGUGAAUGGGACAUGUUGAUGAACGAAGGCCAGUCUUUCGUUCGCCGUUUAGAAAGCCUCGGCAAACGUCCUCGUGCCAUGCUUAUUGAGAAAGCCCGACAUGCGUGGGAUAAGUCACCCAACCCAUGGCGCGACCAGAACAGCGUCGACAUUUUGUACCGCGACGCCUGUGCGGAUAUGAAGGCGAUCUUCGACCGGUGA
This is a messenger RNA of Penicillium paradoxum, 1017 nucleotides long. Its product is annotated as Alpha/beta hydrolase fold-3. The transcript has a single exon. Lineage: Eukaryota; Fungi; Ascomycota; Eurotiomycetes; Eurotiales; Aspergillaceae. Gene Ontology annotation, molecular function: hydrolase activity. The record is from RefSeq and is a predicted model, not a curated record. The coding region runs from base 1 to 1017 and encodes 338 amino acids.